This is a messenger RNA of Adineta steineri, 1290 nucleotides long. The record is from the annotation of a GenBank genome assembly. NCBI's taxonomy places the organism in Eukaryota, Metazoa, Rotifera, Eurotatoria, Adinetida, Adinetidae.
AUGGUUACGUAUAGUAUCAAAGAUUUAAUGAGCCUUUGCUCAGAUUAUGCACUUGAUGCUCAGAUCCAAAAGAUACUUUUUUCAUUAGAUUUAUGGGUUCCAAAAGCUGCUCGAGAAGUACAUAUUGAUAAUGUUUCACAACAACAAUAUGCUCAAGCUACGUUCUCUGGUUUUAAUCGCGCUCGAUCACCAUCAAGAAAUGAUAGUAUCAAUAAUAAUAAUAUUAAUAGUAAUCGAUUACGUCGUACAUUAGCUUCACGAUCAAUGUCAGCAGAAGUUUUUCGUAGUUCAAUUGAUACCAUAAAUAAUAAUGCAUGUAAUUCACGUAUUAUAAAUAUGACUGAUUCACGAGAUUUAAAUAAAAUAAAUACAACAUUAGCAAAUAUAUCUUUGGUAAAAAAAUCAAGUAAUAAUCAAAAUCUUGAUGAUAUUUCAUCGACUGGUCAAUCACAGAUUAAAUUAAUGCCUAUUUUGGAAAGUGGUGAAAAUGAAGAUAAAUCUAUUGAACAAUCAACAACAGUUCGUAUGAAUACAACUAUUCCAUCGACAAUAAUUAAUUGGACACCAUCAGUAGAAAAUGAAUCAACAACAGGUCGAACAUCUAUUGAUGCACUAUUUGAAUUAAGUGUUCGUGCAGAUACAGCUCUUAAAACAGCUUUAUGUGAAAACGAUUCAAUGACAGCACAUGUUAAUAAAACGAAUAGUAAUAAUGAUCGUAUUACAUUACGUAAAAGUGUAAGUGUUAUGAAUCAAAAACAAAAGGCAGGUAGUGGUCGUUCACUUGUUCGUGCUAAAUCAGAUAUGGUUACUGCAGAUGCAAGUCGAAAACGUGCAUUAACUCAUAUUGCCCGUGCUUCAGAACGUUAUUUUAGUGACGAUCCUAAGAUGAUUUCUGAAAUUGAAGAAAUUGAACUUGAAUAUUUAUUUAAUUAUAUUCGUCAUUUGAAAACAUUUCCUAAAUAUACAGAAAUGACUGAAGAUGAUAUUUUACAAGAAGUUGAAAGUGAUCCACAUACAUUACGUCAACGAACGAAAGAAAUUUUAAAAGGAAAAAUGUCUGAUUCAUACGCUACUUAUAUUGCAAAAUAUCCAAUUAAAAAACAACGUCGGCGAGAAUGUCCAGCAACACCAAAUAAAUAUCGUAAAUGUUCACGACGUUGUUUCGAUGGACAAUUACGUACAUGGCGUCGUAAUUUACAUCAAUUUGAUGAAGAUAGUAAACAGGAUAUAGCAAGAACAGAUGGAAUUAGUGAUAUAAAUGAAAAUGAUGAAUUAACAUUAACACUUUAG